AUGAAGUCUCCAAGGAUGAGAGUCUGUGCCAGGUCGGUCUUGCUGUCUCACUGGCUCUUUCUGGCCUAUGUGCUAAUGGUGUGCUGUAAGCUGAUGUCUGCCUCCAGCCAGCACCUCCGGGGACACGCAGGUCACCACCAAAUCAAGCAAGGGACCUGUGAGGUGGUCGCAGUUCACAGGUGCUGUAACAAGAACCGCAUAGAGGAGCGAUCACAAACGGUCAAGUGUUCUUGCUUCCCAGGACAGGUUGCUGGCACAACUCGGGCUCAGCCUUCUUGUGUUGAAGCUUCCAUUGUGAUUCAGAAAUGGUGGUGUCACAUGAAUCCUUGUUUGGAAGGAGAGGAUUGCAAAGUGCUGCCAGAUCACUCAGGUUGGUCCUGUAGCAGUGGCAAUAAAGUCAAAACUACAAAGUUUCCCCUUUAUGAGUAUUUGGAAUUACUCGCGCUCUCAAUCAUUUUCAACCCCUGA
Messenger RNA from Balaenoptera acutorostrata (minke whale), 468 nucleotides. RefSeq names its product TAFA chemokine like family member 4 (gene TAFA4). The record is from RefSeq and is a predicted model, not a curated record. Lineage: Eukaryota; Metazoa; Chordata; Mammalia; Artiodactyla; Balaenopteridae. The transcript is spliced from 5 exons. Bases 1 to 468 code for a protein of 155 amino acids. Gene Ontology annotation, biological process: phagocytosis; macrophage chemotaxis. Gene Ontology annotation, molecular function: receptor ligand activity.